AUGUCUUUCCGUGAUCUUCCCAACGAAGUCAUAUUCAUGAUAGCAACACACAUCGAUAGCGAAAAGAACAUUUCGUCACUUACCAGAACAUGUAGAUCAUUCCACAAUGUGCUCAAUAACUAUCUUUACGAACGAAAUGUCGACCGCGGAGCCCCGGCAAUAUCCUGGUGCGCUGAGCACGGCCUCGAGAAAAGUAUUGGGCGAUUAUUGAAAAUUCAAGCCCGCAAGAAAUCAAAAAGCUCUCUCCAACAGGUCAAUUCAUUCAAUUUUAUUGAUUCGCCUCUCCGGUCCGCUAUCUGUCAAAACCACGCUCCAAUAGUCAAGCUCCUGCUUCAGUAUGGAGCGGGUGAAAUAAGCGGCUUCCCGAUCUCAACUCCCCUCCAUACCGCCGUUGAAUAUAGCAGUGAGCAGGCUGUGCGAGAGAUCUUGAACCAUGGGUGUGAUAUAGAUUUAAUUGUUCCAAGGGGAGCAGAAACCGCCCUCGUCGUCGCCGUGAGAACGCAAAAGCAAGAGAUUGUGAAACUGCUGAUUGAGCACGGGGCGUGUCUGAAUACAAAGCCACACGUUCCAGCCGAGGCGGCAGAAUGGGAAAGACUUAUCUGGACAACCCCUUUCCAUACCGCCGUUGAUGGGCAAUAUGGAAAUCGUGAGAUGGCAGAGUUGCUCCUUUCACUGGGAGCUGAUGUCAAUGUUCGAUGUGGGGACGGCGGCACGCCUUUGCAUUGGACAACACGCGAUAUGAAUUUGGAUGACUCUCGGUGGCUUUUGGAGAAGGGGGCGGACCCCAAUCUCGUUGAUGAUCGGGGGGAAUUCUCCACUUCAUGUUGCGAUUAA
Penicillium manginii is the source of this 834-nucleotide messenger RNA. RefSeq lists its product as uncharacterized. The transcript has a single exon. Gene Ontology annotation, molecular function: protein binding. The record is from RefSeq and is a predicted model, not a curated record. Gene Ontology annotation, cellular component: cytoplasm; nucleus. Lineage: Eukaryota; Fungi; Ascomycota; Eurotiomycetes; Eurotiales; Aspergillaceae. Bases 1 to 834 code for a protein of 277 amino acids.